Messenger RNA from Lethenteron reissneri (Far Eastern brook lamprey), 6614 nucleotides. Its product is annotated as carbohydrate sulfotransferase 3-like. Gene Ontology annotation, molecular function: N-acetylglucosamine 6-O-sulfotransferase activity; chondroitin 6-sulfotransferase activity. Lineage: Eukaryota; Metazoa; Chordata; Hyperoartia; Petromyzontiformes; Petromyzontidae. The record is from RefSeq and is a predicted model, not a curated record. Gene Ontology annotation, biological process: N-acetylglucosamine metabolic process.
UUGGUGGAGUUAGUCGCAGUGGUGUAAGGAGUGGACCGUGCGUGAAUUUUUUUCAGCUGAAGUUGCGGUUGGAAUUUAAAAAAAAAACCCUACAGUAUAUAUAUACACACGCUGGUGCUUCGCGAGAGAAUCCUUCAGCAGCCGUACGGGCCGUGGGCUUGGGCAGAGCACGCUCUAUAGCGCGAAGAACAAGCCAAGAGGAAAGGAAGAAGAAGGAACGGAGGAGGAAGAGGAGCAGUGUAGGCGGCUGCACUGAGUGCACAAAGAAGUAGGCGCUGCUCCUGCUGCUGCUCCUGCUGCUGCUGCUGUGUUGUUGGACGAUUCAACGAGACGCGCGUCUCGGGCUGCGUGGUGGGCUGGCGGAUCAGCAAGAGCCGCCUUGGAGAGCGACGCGCGUGUCUCGAGACAAUGACAGCGGCGGUGGCGGUGGUAGCAGUUGCGUGACAACGACAAUGGGAGAGCGUCAGGGCGCAAACAUCCACCCACCACCCACCCACCCCCAUCAUCACCACCACCAACCCUGCGGAUCUCCCUCUUGUGCUGCUGAGUGAGUAGUUGCAGCAGCGGCAGCGGCGGCGGCAGCGAUGUGAACGAAGGGCAAAGAACGCGCCCGAGCCACACUCUGUGCACGACGCCGCUGCUGCUUGUCGUGUCGCCCCCAACCAAGCCGAUACUUUUACGAACGCCGCAACUUGUCUGCAUCACCCCAACCACCAAGCAAGAGUGCGUCCGAUCAUAAGCUGACGGAUGGUUCCAGUGGGUGGGCUACCUUAUACAGGACACAAAGUGCAACCUAAUCAUUGUGUUGCGACAGUGACACAAGCAGGGCUCACAACCCAUAUUAUCUCUUGGUCUUGAAGCACAUUUUCCCGUAGCUGCUGUUAACAUUAUUUUGCUGGGAUCUACAUCAUUGAAUCGAAAUGCCUUCAAGAGCAUAGCUCCUUGGGCACAUGUCUGAUGGCUUGGUGAAUGACGAACAAGACGAAGAAUGAGAACCAGAAUUAAGCACUUCAUCGUUCUUCUGCUCAUUGCCGUCCUGGUCAUCAUAGAAAAGGAAAACCAUGUCAUUUCAAGGGUCACGGAAAAGUUAUCUGAAAAUUCCAUCAGUGGUAAAGUGUUUUCAUACAAUGAGCCGAAUUCCAGGAGUAUGGCGUCUCAAAACUCAUCUUUGUCCACCGCUGCUGUAUCGAUGACCAACGACGCAAGCUCACCGAGACCUCGAGCCGACAGAAACGGCACGGUCAGGGCGGCACGCCGCCUCGCGCCGCAUCAGACCAACGUGUCGUCCGUUCCGCCGAAGCCCAGCAGGAAGCACAUCGUGCUGCUCACCACCACGAGGACGGGCUCCUCCUUCAUUGGCGAGUUCUUCAACCAACACAAGGGGAUGUUCUACCUAUUCGAGCCGUUCUGGCACGUGGAGCGCACCGUCAAGCUGGCGGGGCCCUACACGGCCAGCGCCACCGCCCUGUCCAUCGUGUACCGCGACGUCCUGCGGCAGCUGCUGCUGUGCGACGUCCCGUCGCUCGAGGGCUUCCUGGAGCCCCCGCCGCAGGAGCACGUGACGGGCGCGCUCUUCCGCCGCGGCUCCAGCCAGGCGCUGUGCGAGGAGCCGGCGUGCGGCGGCGGAGUCGGUGGCAGGGCCAGCAGCAGCAGCAGCACGGGGAGUACGCGCGAACGCUUCCCGUGCCGCAUGCGCCGCUGCGAGGCUCUAAACCUGACGCUGGCGGCGCAAGCCUGCCUGCUCAGGGAGCACGUGGCCAUCAAGACGGUGCGCAUCCGAAACCUGCCCACGCUGAGGGCAGUCGUCGAUGACCCGCGGCUUGACGUCAAGAUAAUCCAGCUGGUGAGAGAUCCACGGGCCGUGCUGGCCUCUCGCAUGGUGGCCAUGCCAGGGCAGUAUGAGGCCUGGGAGAAGUGGAAGCUGACCGGGGCCAAGCCAGACGACCUGGACAUCAGCCGCAUCAAGAACACCUGCGACAACAUGAAAAUCACAGCAGAGAUGGGGUGGAGCGGCGGGCAGUGGCUGCGCGGGCGCUACAUGCUCGCGCGCUAUGAGGACGUGUCGCGGGAGCCGCUCGCCAAGGCGCAGGAGAUGUACCGCUUCGCCGGCGUCGACAUGGAUGCCUCCGUGGUGCGCUGGAUCGAGAGGAACACGCGCGCCACCGAGCCCAUGGUGGCCGUGAAGAGGGUGCUGGACAUCGGUGACGUCUUCUCGACCGCGCGCAACUCGGCGAAGCAGGCGGAGCGCUGGCGCCUCUCCAUCCCGUUUGCAUUCGUGCAGGCCGUGCAGGAGGUGUGCGCCCCGACGUUGAGAAUGUUUGGCUACCGCCUGGCCACAAGCGCCCUGGAUCUCGCCAACAUGAACGUCAGCCUCGUGGAGGAGCACAUCCUUGGCGUGCCAACCUAGAGCAGAGUGGCAACCGCUGCCGCUGUUGCUGCUGCUGCAGAAUGCCUGCCACCCGUUUGGUAAUGUCUGAAGUUGUCGGAGAUGACCGCAGCCAUGGUUGGACAUUACCAUAAUUCACACAGUGGAAAAAGACACUCUUCUCUAAGGACCUAUGGCCAUAUGGCUGGACACCCUCCUCAUUGAUUACCAUUUUAUGGGCUGAGAUCUGACCCACCAUGAUAUAAGAUCACAGCCAAAUAAUCUCCAUCUAGGUUUGGCUUUUACACGCCAGCCCGAUAGAAGUAUGGGCCAAAGUAGCACUUUUUGGAAGCCUGAAUUUAUUUCCUGGCUUCAGCACUAUAACUUUGGACCUGGCUAACCUUGAUUAGUCAUGUGAGAUUGUACAUAGGACCCACCCUGGCACACAUAUAUUCUGUUUUGAAAUGAGCUGAAGGGAUCCAUGUGGAUAUUUAAUUCACAUCUACCAUCUGCUAUGAUGCAUAGUGUUUACCUGUUAGCGGUUUAUGAAUGAGAGGUUGAAAUCAAGGUUUCUUACGUGUGAAAACGUGCAUAUGUCAAAAAAUAUAUUUAAAUAUAUCUAAUGAAAAUCACAAAAUUGUGAGUUUUUAGAUUUAUACCAAACAUAGAAUCAACAAUUCAAUACUCGAGUAAAUUAAUGAAAACUACAUGUUGUUUGACACUGAAAACCUGACUUCCAUUAUCACUAAGACAUUAAUUUGUUAUAUUAUCAUUAAGCUACAUGGGUCCCAUGGUGGCAAAAUGGCUCAGCACUCCAACCUCGUAUCUGCCACCACUUUGUAGGUUUGAAUCUAAGCAAAGCUUGCCGUGAAUGGAUGUGGUUUUCGAGUGCAGUUGGCUGACAGUCUCACCGCAGUUACAACUGACCACGUUUUGCAUUUAAUUUGGCUAAAUUGCUGCUCUAAGAAUCGAGGAUAUUGGUUUGAACAGCAUGGGAUGCACAUUUAUCUCUGUAGCUGGGCAGGUAGGAAAGUGCUGCCCCUAUACUGUAGAAAAUAGGUCAGUUCUGCAACAUCUCCUUCUAUGGACCAUUCUCGAACAUAAGAGGAUGCAAUGCUCUUCGAGAUUUCAGAAUGGGUUAUUCGUCUCAUGAAAAAGCACAUUUGUAAUAGAUUCUUGGAAAAAGACAAUAAUGACAUUAAUUACCACAUCAGUAUCAUGGGACCUCCUUUGCCAGUACCAAAAUAUGAUAACGUUUUUCCCAUUUUUUCUGGCAACAAAACAAAAGACACUAAAACACCAUGUUUUUGUUUGAAUUGUGACCACAAGAAUUGUGGUUAAUGCAGACAUGAUUCCUUGUAAAAGGUUUCAGUUUGGUGUUUUAGCGUCUGCCAGAAAAAUGGGGGGAAACCUGUUAUCAUACAACAUCAGUCCCACACUGAGACCAAUUUAUUUUGCAUUUUGGACUCUGCUAUUCUGGUGUGUAGACAAAAAUAACCAGUGUCAUUGUGUAAAACUAUAACUAGGAAGCUAAUGGGUUAGGAAAUCCAUGCUUAGUAUGCAAACAUGAAAUGCAUAAAAUGACCUGCCAUCAAAGACAGAAAGACAAAUUAAGUCACGGGGUGACUGAUGUUUGCUUGUUUGGCACAAUCUUCACAAUCACCCCAUAUCGAUGUACUUUGACUAUCUCUGGUAUUUUCACAGUUGCAGCACAUUAUUACAUUUUGGAUUGCAUUUUCUCGCAAAGAGGUGAUAUUGUAACAUUGUAUAUGUUCGUGUGGUUGUCAUAUUUGUCCAAGAAACUCGAGAGAAUGUGUAGUAAUAAUUAUUUAUUUACGUCGUGUAUGUCAUUGUUUUUGCUGGACACAACUGUAUUUACAUAUUGAGACAUUGCUUGCCUUCGCAGACGCAAGUUCACACUCAAAUGCAUGUUGACACAGCUUGGUAGCUUGGGAAGAGUUAAUUUGCACCAUCAUUUAGACGCGAUUCCAACAGAAUUACUUUUGUUUCCAUGUUACCAGUAGUGAGUGCUAGCGUGCCCGAGUGUAAAUGAUGGAGAUAUUUGAUAAUUACCCGCAGUUGACAAAGGUAAAGGAUGACAACAACAAAUUAAGAUCGAUGUGAUAACUUUUCAUUCCAUUAUGUACACGCGCAUUGAAUGUCAUUGCUGCACCGCUGCAAAUGUACUUAAGAAAUGUUUUAUAUCUGCUGUGUGUGGAUUAAAAAAAGGAAUAUGAAUAUCCAAUGAAUGAUAAUUAUGGUUACAAAAUUGUCUACUUUUUACAAAAUUCAUGGGGAUAAAAAGUGACAUGUUUCUUACAAAGUACAGCAACAUACAGAUAAAAGUAGCGUUGCCUGGAUCGUAUAGGGCAGGGGUCGGCAACCUACGGCUCCGGAGCCGCAUGCGGCUCUUUACGGGCUGCUUCUUGACGAUAUGUACGUGAGUACAGUAUGUACUCAGAUGCAUUGCGGCUCUUGAAAUACUGAAUUUUGUACCGAAUUGGAAAGAAAUGGCUCUUCUUGUUAUUUUGGUUGCCGACCCCUGGUAUAGGGGAUGGGACGUUUCCACCUUGUGGGAUGCUUAGUCUGCUUGCAAUUAAUCGGAAAUGCAUUGGAUCAAGCACUUUGCUGGACAGAAAUGACUGGUCCACCGACACGUGAGUUACAUUGGUUGGUAGCUUCGGUUUCAUGUGUGCGCCCCUGUGUGUUUGUGUGUGUGCAAUUAUGUGCGUGUGUACACACGCCAUGUGUGCGUAUGCAUUUACGGUGCAACGUCACGUACGUGACUCGCUGGGCACUGAGAUGCGGGCGGAUAAUGUUAUGGUCAGAUGCGUGAAGUUACACUGUACAUCUUUAUACAACAAUGACUUUGUAACAAUACGAACGUGCAUUGGUCUGUUUCGUGUUGUGAUUAAGACACUUGUAUUAAAUGCUGUGUACAUGGAGCAAUAUACGGUAUAUGUAUUCCACACAGUUUAUCCAGUUUUACAAAAGCUAACAAUGUCUGAAUAAUCACCCAUAACACACAACCAGUAAGGAUGUUUAAUCUAUUUUACGACAUAGCAGCACAAGAUAUAUAUUUUAAUGUUUGGAUGUGCAUCGCAGAAGGGAAGUUAAUUUCUGUCAUAACUUAUGAUUCGGGCAUCGAUGCAAAUGCAAGUUCUUGCAUAGAAAGAUUGCAAGUCUACGAUAAUGUUCCCUAGCUUGUGGGUGCAGUUUGUCUUGAUUACUUAAUUCACGGUGUUGAGUUCAUUUCAUUGGUUUUUGUUCAGUGGUUGACAGUUCUGGGAGCAGGAUAAGUAACACAGUGGUUUGUGCAGAAUCAACUCGAUUGAAAGCAACAGACGAUGUAAUUGUGACAAGUUCCCAAUAAAAUAAGGGGAUGGUUAAACAUGACAUUGCAUUGCAUGGUGUGAGAAUGUUAACAUCUAAAGAAAAUGGUUUACACUACAGUGUAAAUAUAUACCCACCGUUUCUCUUCAGAAUCGUGAGAUGCGGUCACAUUUAGCUUCUAUAUAAAUUCAAAUACAAAGUGUAAUUUCACAUACACCCCCAUACUCCAGGUGAGACCAAAAAUGUGGAAACGGGUCCAAAGUUUGCUUAACAAGUGCUGAAAGGCCAAGAGAUGUAUGUACUAUAAAAUAUUUGAUGUGUACAUACAAAAUAGUAGUAUAUUUAAUUAUUUAAUUACCCAGAAUGCUCCAGUACAGUACGUAGUUGUUAUUUUUUUUGGCGUAGUUCUGUGGGCUGUAAUACUGACUAGGAAUAGCCCUGCAUUUGAAAAGACUGCUUUGAGAUGUUGAAAAUGUUAAUUCCAUGCGCAUAGUGAAGUAGUAGCUGUAAUGUCACCUGUUACUUCAUUUGAAAUCUGACAUGGGAUAUGACUUCAACACGAACUUGAGGCACGGGUGCAAAAUAAAUAUUGGCAUUUUGUCCAGCCAUGAAGUACGUAAUCUGACCAUUUGUAUUCUGCCCGUUAAUACUCCUGGAAAUAGGGAAAUAACGAUGUACACAAAUCUGAAAAACUGUGAGCUUGAGACAGCCAGAGUGAUGGACUGCAGAACGUGUGUGUGCACGAAGUGAAGAAAGGUACAGAGUUGCAAGCCCAAUCACAAUAAUGGCAUGUUUAGACAGGUCCUUAGAAUACUAAAUUACAAACUAAGAUGUCAAGAUCCUCCCAAUUCAAACAAACACAGGGCUAUACAUCACAUCUUGUUUACAGACCUCAGCAAGUGGUGUAAUUCCACAU